This is a messenger RNA of Triplophysa dalaica, 2113 nucleotides long. RefSeq names its product macrophage mannose receptor 1-like. Bases 112 to 1785 code for a protein of 557 amino acids. The transcript is spliced from 7 exons. NCBI's taxonomy places the organism in Eukaryota, Metazoa, Chordata, Actinopteri, Cypriniformes, Nemacheilidae. The record is from RefSeq and is a predicted model, not a curated record.
CUAAACCAGCAAACAGGAGCAGAGAUAAGCUUUCAAAUCCAAAGGUAAAUUUAUAGCCUCAUUUUAUUCUAGCAAAUAAACUUAGAAAAUUAUAUAUUUUUUCCAACAGCUAUGUUGCCACUACUUCUUUUAUCAGGGUUUAUCACCUUUACAUUGUGUGUUCCACGUCAGUAUAUUUUUGUUAAUGAAUCCAAGACAUGGACAGAAGCUCAGAGCUACUGUAGAGAUAAAUACACUGAUCUGGUCACCGUUGAAAAUGAUCAAGAGACGGUGCAGUUACUCAACACAGUGAAUGACUAUAACUCCAUUGAUCUGGCCUGGAUUGGACUCUAUGAUGAUCUGAACAGUUGGAAAUGGACUCUAGAGGACAGUGAAUUCUUCAGUCAGGAACAGAAACAGUUCAGGAACUGGUAUAAAGAAGAGCCAGUGAAUUAUGGAGGACGGAGUCUAUGUGUGUACAUGUAUGCAUACUAUGGUGUAUGGUAUACAGCAAAUUGCGACAACACAUUUUCUUUUAUCUGCUAUGACGAAAGACUAAAUGCCAGCACUAGUUAUGUUUUGGUUCAUCAAAACAAAUCCUGGACUGAAGCUCAGAGAUACUGCAGAGAAUAUCACACAGACCUUGUCAGUGUCAGAAAUGAAGCUGAAAUCCAAAAGAUCCGAAAUUCACUAAAGAAUUACUAUUACGGGAGCGUUUGGAUUGGUCUGUACAGAACUAGAUCUUGGUCAGAUCAGAGUAACUCAACAUUUAGUAACUGGAAGACAGGAGAGCCGAGUAAUGCAGGAAACUGUACUGCUGUGUCAUUCAAUGACUCAAUGUGGACGGAUGAAAACUGCAAUGAUCAGUUACCUUUCAUUUGCUACAAUGUGUCCUCUCUGGCAUCAUCCCGUCAGUAUCACUUUAUAUCAGUGAAUAAGAGCUGGUCUGAAGCUCAGACAUAUUGCAGACAGAAUUACAUUGAUCUGGCCACCAUUGAUAACAUGACAGAGAUGAACAGUGUGAUGAACACAGUUAAUGGGAGUUAUAAUGGAUCAGUCUGGAUUGGACAGUAUGAUGAUGUCAACAGCUGGAGAUGGUCACUGGAUGAUGAUGAUUUCUAUCAGGAAGGAGAGAGAGAAUUCAGAAACUGGUUUCAUGAACCGAACAACUAUAUGGGAAAUGAUCUGUGUGUUUAUAUGUUGAAUGAUGGAAGCUGGUUUGAUUUAUCAUGUGAUAAUUCCUUACCAUUUGUUUGCUAUGAUGGAUCAGGAAACACCUCCCAGAGGUAUAUUUGGGUAAAUCAGUCCCGGUCCUGGAGUGAAGCUCAGAGAUACUGCAGACAGUUUUACACAGAUCUGGCCAUCGUGAGAAAUGAAACAGAACAUCAACAGAUACUAAACAUUACAGGUUCUAAUGGUUAUUAUGGGUGGAUUGGUCUGUACAGAAACAGACUGUGGUCAGAUCAGAGCAACUCUUCUUUCACAUACUGGCUGCCUGGGACGCCAUAUGUUUCCUCACAACCAGAUAAUGGUGUAAAUACGCCAGCACUUCGGGGAGCUCAACAUUGUACUGCUGUGUCUUUACAAUCUCUUGGCCAGUGGACAGAUGAGAACUGCUUUGAGCGUUUGCCUUUCUUUUGUUAUAGAGUGGUGGGACUCAGACUGCACGUUACAAGUGAAGAAAAUCUGUCAAAGUCUCGGAUUGAAGAACUCGUGAUUAUAAAACUCCAGGAAGAAUUUAAAAGACGUGGACUUCCCAGUAACUUCACCAUGAGUCUGAGAAACUAUCACAAAAUUGCUCCAUAAUAAAUUACAGCAAAAACGCACGCAUUAUACAUGUAUCUGAUUUAUUAUGAAGUGUCUUUUUAAUUGGUACAUAAUGUUUAAUAUAAUCAACCCAGGCGUCUAUAAACAGUUUUAUAAUUAUAUGUAAUUUUAUAAUAGUAAAAAUUAAAGUGAUCAAAAACCUAUACACAUAAGUAUAAAUGUACUGAUUUAAUCUCAUUUCUAAUCAAAAUCUAAUAAACUGUAUGCUUGUCACUGUAUCAUUUGUUGUAUGUAUGCAAAUCAAUUCUGCAUACUGUAUCCCAAAUGCACUGUCAUUCAUCUUCCAUUAAACGACUCAUUAUUGGGA